AAAUUCGUUUCUUCCUCUUCCUUCUCAACUCACAAUUUUAUGUCUCACAGACUCAACGUUCCACACUUCGCAUCUAUAGCUUUCGGUCUCCAUUCCCAUCUCCUGGUUUCCAGUGAGAUGAACUCUAAUUCCAAUUGGAUUUAAACUUGAAAUUUAUUCUAUUUUUUCCAAAUUUUUUGCAAUUUUUCCCAUUACCUAAUUCAUAUUCAUUCUUUUUUGAAAAAGUUUUCGUCUCGAUUCAUUUGGUAUAAUGGGUGUUAAGGGAUUUGUUGAAGGAGGUAUUGCUUCGAUUAUUGCUGGUUGUAGUACUCACCCACUUGAUUUAAUCAAAGUCCGUAUGCAGCUUCAGGGAGAAACCCCAAUUUCAGCUCCGGCGACUGUUCACAAUCUCCGUCCAGCACUUGCUUUUCACACUGGUGCUGCUAAUCAUACUAUUUCCAUUCCGGCGCCGUCGGUUGUUGCUCCACCGCGUGUAGGACCGGUUUCUGUAGGUGUUAAGAUUAUUCAACAAGAAGGUGUUGCUGCUUUGUUCUCCGGUGUAUCAGCUACUGUUCUCCGGCAGACACUUUACUCUACAACCAGAAUGGGUUUAUACGAUAUGCUGAAGCAAAAAUGGACGGAUCCAGAUACUAACAUCAUGCCUUUGUCGAAGAAGAUCGUUGCCGGACUAAUCGCCGGCGGGAUCGGAGCUGCCGUCGGUAAUCCCGCCGAUGUAGCAAUGGUCCGCAUGCAAGCCGACGGCCGGCUUCCGAUCUCUCAACGCCGCAACUACAAAAGCGUGAUCGAUGCAAUUACUCAGAUGAGUAAAAGCGAAGGGGUAACUAGCCUGUGGCGCGGUUCAUCUCUUACUGUGAACCGCGCCAUGCUAGUUACCGCAUCGCAGCUAGCAUCGUACGAUCAGUUCAAAGAGACUAUCCUCGAGAAGGGGAUAAUGAAGGAUGGGCUUGGGACACAUGUGACUUCGAGCUUUGCUGCUGGGUUUGUGGCGGCGGUGGCGUCAAAUCCUGUGGAUGUGAUUAAGACACGUGUUAUGAAUAUGAAGGUCGAGCCGGGAAUGGCCCCACCGUAUAAUGGGGCCAUUGAUUGUGCAAUGAAAACUAUCAAAGCUGAGGGGCCAAUGGCAUUGUAUAAGGGAUUUAUUCCAACAAUCUCAAGGCAAGGUCCAUUUACUGUGGUGCUCUUUGUCACACUGGAACAAGUCAGGAAAAUGCUUAAGGAUUUUUAAUGAUGAUGACGAAGAAAAAAAUAAUAAUGGGAUUUUAGUAUAAGAAUUUUAAAAAAAGUUUAGUUUAAUUUAUGUUUUUUUAAGUUUUAAGUUUGGGAAAGUGAUACUAUGUUGUGUUCUAAUAUUAUUAUUAUUAUUGUUACUUCUAUAUGAAAAAUGAGUUCUUGAUUGGUGAAAUUAAUGAUUCUUGAUUAA
Molecule: messenger RNA, 1420 nt
Organism: Solanum tuberosum (potato)
Lineage: Eukaryota; Viridiplantae; Streptophyta; Magnoliopsida; Solanales; Solanaceae
Product: mitochondrial uncoupling protein 5-like
Exons: 1
Coding region: 251-1225 (324 amino acids)
Biological process (GO): transmembrane transport
Source: RefSeq, a predicted model, not a curated record